Nerophis lumbriciformis (worm pipefish) is the source of this 2379-nucleotide messenger RNA. NCBI's taxonomy places the organism in Eukaryota, Metazoa, Chordata, Actinopteri, Syngnathiformes, Syngnathidae. The record is from RefSeq and is a predicted model, not a curated record.
AUGCCCAAUGCCGAUUUCCGCCUGACUCCAUUACUGCCGCCCCAGCCGCUUUUGUUGCUCUUUGUACGCGCCUUGCUUCUUAUUUUUCCUGAUGCGCUAGUGGGAGCCACUGACGAGGGCGGCGGCCUUCCCCCCUCCUUGCCCGGGGACAAUGGCUAUAAUGACACAACCACGGGGAUAUUUCUCGAGAGCCCCGUUUUAACUGAAGAGACCCGGUUUGCCCUAAGGGUUCUGGUGAAAGACAUGGUGACACGUCGGUUUUUGCCGGGUGCCACAGUGGGGAUUUACAUGAACCACACCUUGAAUAGUUCCACCUGGACAGGGCAGAAAGGUGAGGCUCUUCUUUGGGUGCCUUACAGCCCAGGGCAAAGUAUGACUUUGGUGGCCACCCUGGAGGGUUAUAUUCCCAGCCCGCUGCCUUGGAGCACAACCAAGAGACCCAUCUUCUCUGCUGUGACAUUGCUGCUGCUUCCUCAGAGGCAAGGAAAUAUUUGGCUAUUUGAAGAUUCUUUACUCAUCACAGCCAAAUUGCCUGGCAGUGCCUCUCAACCAAAGAUAAAGAUUCCCAUGAACCUGCUCACACUACCCGACAACAGUAAUGUGUCAUUAUUGACAGCUUACCUGACUGUGCCGCCGUUAGCGAAGGACUGUGUCAACUGCACGCCAGGCAUCAUUGUCAACAUGUCAGUUUUUAGAACCGUUGGUUUGAAGCCGCUGGCGGCUGUCAGUGUCCAGCUCUAUGUGGGAGGGAAGGAGCUCCAGAUUCGUGGGCCCAUUCAGUUCAGCAUACCUCUUGGGAGAAGCAAUCACUUGCGCGUGUCUGACACCGUGCCAGCCUGGGCCUUCAACCUACAGACAGGCGGCUGGGAGAAUCAAGGUUUGGGAAUAGUGACAACAGUUGGUGAGGAGCUGGUUUGGACUUACACGGCUUCCCACCUGGGAUAUUGGAUCGCUGCCCCACUGCCUUCAUAUGAUCAUGGAAGCUCAUUGGAUUUCCUUUCCCAUCACACCCUCCUGCUGGUGGGAAUACUGGCAGGUACUCUGGUGGUAGUAAUUGGAUUUCUGUCUUUGCUGAUAUGUCAGUGCAGAUCCCACCGAGAGCCGAAGGGGAGGCGAGCCCGUUUUUCCAAACUCACAGUGGUAAAAAAAGACCAAACCACCUCCAUGCACAUGGAGGAGGGCCUGCUUUUCCACUCAGGUGAGAACAUUCUGGCUUCCUGUAAUGUCCAAUCUGAUCCUUUGUCCACCCCACGACACAAAGCCAACUACAACAUCUAUGUGGAAGACCCAUCCAGUCAAGCAACAGCUUCUCUAUAUGACAACAUGUCUACUGAUUGUAUCAAAGUUCCCCAAGUACACUCUCAUUACAUCAAUAAUGAGGAGGUAUCUCGAUUUAUGGAGCAGAUGGAUCUGAACCGCAGCAACAUGAACUCUGACAGCUUCUUUCCUGACAAGCUGGUUCAUAUCUAUAACCAUCCAGUUGCCAUCAUUCAAGCACCAGAUAUUUACAGCAAUCAAGAGCCACAAAAAGCUGGCUGCAAGUCUGCCACAUUUCCCCGCAAUGGAAAUGAGUUUGACUCUCACUCAGAUGUGCCAAGUAAAGACAACUACCCCCAGAAGUUUGGCAAAGUCCAAAACAGCCAACAGCAAAGCAAUCCAGAUGAACCGCAGCCUCUCGAGACACCUCCACCAAGCCAAGGCCCUCCUGCUGUAUGGGGUCGCUACAGUAAUCUACUAGAGUCCUCAGUCUCAGUGCCCGGUACCCUCAACGAGGCAGCCGGUAUGGAAGCCUUCAGUGGCUGUCACGGCAUUUCUGGCGAGCUGCAAGGCAUCUCAGAGCGCACUCUGUUGGAGCUGACCAGGGGCAAGUCUUCGUCAUCCCACCCCAGGGCCUGGUUUGUCUCUUUGGACGGCAAACCAGCGGCUCAAGUGCGCCACUCUAUCAUCGAGCUCCAAAGCCGCCACCGCCCUACAAGCAGCAACGACACCAGCCUAGACUCCGGAGUGGACAUGAACGAGCCUCAGCAGAAUAUCCGUGAGGUGCAGCGGGAGAGGAUGUCAAUCAGGGCUUCUUCGCUUCCGCAUCAAGGCAGAAGCGGAAGAUACGGUGACGAGCAAGAUCUGAGCAGCAGCGAGAGCGGCACCACUGCUACCGGCACUCCAGAAGACCACUCCCUCAGGAGCAUACUAGAUGGAAGCAGUGGGACUAUUCCCAACAUUCCCGAGGAGCAAGAUGGUAUGGAUACCUCCAGCAAUCAAGAAGAAAAUGAGCUAAGAGGCACACCCCCACCACGCCGCCUGAAGAAAGCAAAGGUGAAAUCAGAGAAAAGAAACACUAAACACGUUCGAGAAGGGCGACCUCUGACGAAGCGACGAUAG